Gossypium raimondii (Peruvian cotton) is the source of this 665-nucleotide messenger RNA. RefSeq lists its product as uncharacterized. NCBI's taxonomy places the organism in Eukaryota, Viridiplantae, Streptophyta, Magnoliopsida, Malvales, Malvaceae. The transcript has 6 exons. The record is from RefSeq and is a predicted model, not a curated record. The coding region runs from base 113 to 538 and encodes 141 amino acids.
AAUUCCCCCCUCCGAAAUCCCCAACUUUCCCCCCUAAAAUUCCUAAUCCCAACUUUCCCCCCUCCGAAACUUUUUCUUGUUCCUUACUAAUGCAACAUAUUCUGUUUUUUAUAUGAUUAAUUUUUUCGAAAACACUGUCAUGGCUAUGCAAACCGGAGUAGGUUUGUCGAAGAUCUUGAUCUUAGCCGGCGCCGGUUAUACGGGUACUGUCCUCCUGAAAAACGGUAAAUUAUCGGACAUAUUAGGCGAAUUGCAGUCACUGCUGAAGGGACUCGAAAAAUCGGGGGAGCAAGCUGAUGAUUCAGAUGCACUUCUAGCUCAGGAAAAGUAUUUUUUCAAACACACCCGGCCAAAAAGACCAAAAUCACUUAGAAUUUAUGAGUCACAUGUUGGAAUGAGUAGCCCAGGAUUAGGACCUUAUUCAACCAGCAUAAAAAAAGUUGAAAAGGAGAUCAAGGAGAUGGCAAAGAAAGUAAACGAUUUAUGUGGUACUGAGGUAUCUUCUUUCAAAUGCAAGAUGGUGGCUGGAGGAGUAUAAGUUUGAUGGGUACAGAUUUGAUGGUGUGACUUCAAUGAUGUACAAGAUUUUCUUGAUUAAGUAAAUGUAUUAUAUAUUUUAUUACCAAGAUUUACUUGAUUAAGAAAAUGCAUUUUAUGUUUUAUUA